This is a messenger RNA of Drosophila yakuba, 3598 nucleotides long. RefSeq lists its product as uncharacterized. The transcript is spliced from 2 exons. Bases 1767 to 3509 code for a protein of 580 amino acids. NCBI's taxonomy places the organism in Eukaryota, Metazoa, Arthropoda, Insecta, Diptera, Drosophilidae. The record is from RefSeq and is a predicted model, not a curated record. Gene Ontology annotation, molecular function: zinc ion binding.
UUGUUGGGUUGCUGUGGAGCACACAUACACCUAUUUUACAAAAUUUCCUUAAUUUGAAACCUUGCACAUCCAGCUCAAUGGAAACAUAAACGUUUGUAUAAAAACGAAAAUAUAUGUAACUGCUUGACUUUAACUGUGUUGACUAAAUUGGAAAAUGGGCGAAAACUCCUUACUCAAGCAAUUCUGCUGACUCAUGCGAACAAUUUAAUUAAAUGCAAAUUAAAAUGCUUUUAGGGAUAUUAAGAAAAGGCGACGACACAAAGUUCUCAAGGGCCUGUGAAAUAUUCGUCCUCUUAGUUUUAAGCACAUUUUCCAUUUUCAUUGCUCCGAAUUUUCAGGCUGCCAUAAUUAUUAAAGUGUUUUUUCAUUUUGCCAUUACACUGAAAACAUCAAGAGUUUUUAUAAUCCUUCAGCUUUGGGCUCAACAAUUUUUGCUUUCAGUGGUUUGUAAGUAAAAUUUCUGAUUUAACUAUUUUGUCAAGCGAUCAAAAGUAUGAACACAACAUUUAUGGAAAAUUGUUUUUUCGGCGGGGCGACAUAGUUGAUGUAAAUUCAAUGUUACCAUCCCAUGUCCAUAAUUUCUAUUGAAAUGGGCCUACAUUUUUAAUUAAAACCGUGAAAUGUCAACGGCUCUUUUUACUAAAUUAAUUUUGAAGAAGGGUAAACUACAUAAAGUAGCAAAUACACGUAGGUGCUUUCUCCUUCGCGUAAUUUGCAAAAAUGUAAUUGAGGCCAACAUUGCGUGGCAUGGUAUGUUUGUUUGUGGAUGCAUUUUACGCUGCUUUUCAUUAUUAUAAUGAUGCUUAUUAUUUUAAUGAAAGCUUUUAGUUUCACCUAAAGAGGUGGAAUGCCUGCGUGGAGUGGAACGGAAAUUCAUAAUCAAAAUAUGGCCGUCUACAGUCCCCGACAUACAAAAUGCAUUACUUCACAAACAGUAAUGACUCAGUAAGUUUACUAUAUGCCUUCUUGGCAACCACGUACAAUGAAUAAAAAACGAAUGCGAAUGUGCUAUCCAAGUUGUUUCAACUUUGAGAACCCAUUACUCUACUCCUUUUUUAAAGAAGUGGGAACAUAUGUUAAAGCUCAAGCAAAUUUGUGAUGAUGUACUUAUUUUAGCUACCUAAAAAUACAAAUAUGCACAUUAAAUGUAGAAUUUCAAUUAUAUGCACAUUGAAAGUCGAAUUUAAAUUGAAUAAAAGGGUUAAGGAAACGAAACUGUGAUCAAAAUCACGGUACUUUGAUGACUUAUCGUAGCUUUGUGAAUUUUUUUACAUGAUAUUGUGGCGCAUAAACCAACAGAUUCUUACAAACAUAUAGCUACAAAUCGGAGAAAAAAUAGGGUUUUUGCUAUAGCUACUUAAUUGUGCGCCUUAAUAUUGCACAUAUCACUACUUUAAGUAAUUUAGAAGGCCACACAACUAUCUUCAGGAAAAGAAACUACUCGUCGUGCACAUGUUCCCUUAUUAUCGUGAUUUUCACGACUUUUGGGAGAAUCGAGUUGGCAGCGCCUUUGGGAGUUUAGCUUUCAAUCUAAUUCUCCAGCUACAUGUUCGACAGUAGGUCAGUCAAAUAAUUGUUCUUGGCGAGUAAAGGCGUUUUGUUUAAAGUCUGAGGUUUAUUGUGAGCACAGCUACUCGAAUAUCAUAAACAUAUUAAGGCAACUUCUGCGUUUUUUGUUCGCCAACGUUUCACUGCGCCAAAUUGUUUAUCGAAGAGCUUAAUAAUCCCGAAGUCCGCUUUCCAUCGCCGUAAUCUCCUCAAGCACCAUGGCUGAUCUUAUGCGCUAUCCGCCGGAGCGCCACUAUGGCUUCCGCUGCCGGAACUGCUCGAAAUCCGAGUUCCUGGGCCGCCGCUACAGCUGCUGGUUCUGCGCGGACUAUCAUGUGUGCGGCGAAUGCUACGAUGCCAACCGGCUGCCGGAGGCGCCUCAGCAUCUGUACUACCAUCCGCUGAGCGUGUACUAUACCUACGCCGAGUACCAGUUGUACUUCGGCGGCGAGCCAUUCUACGGCGACCACAAAGUGGCCCAGAGCUACAAGUGCGCCCUGUGCGAUGAGCGCGGCCUGUCCACCGCCAACCUGUACAAGCACCUGCUGCAGUCGCAUCGCACCCACCGCGACCACAAGGCCUACCUGACAUUGGUCAAUGCCAUCUAUCUGGCGGACAGCACCAUGGGGCAAUCCCUGUUGCAGGCUUCCGGCCCAACGCCCUCGGUUCGAGCACCGAAUUCAGCAAGCGCUCGUGCGCCACCAGGUGGCAAUAGUUCGCGAAACGAACAGCGACCCCAGCAGCUCUUUGAGGCCGCCUUCAACCUGGCCAUGAUGGUUUUGCAGCUGGACACUAUGGAUUCCACAGCCAGCGACUUUCCCGAUCGCUGCCAUGAGAUACUGCAGCAGUCGGAAGCUCUGCUUGUCCAGCACAGCAACUCCAGAUUGCCGGACAUUGAGGCAAUUGAGUCGUACGUUCGCGUCAUCGAAGAUCAGGUGGUGGCUAGCAUGGCCGAUCGUCGGCGUCGUCUCGGCGGCUCAUCCGGAUCUCAUCGGCCGGUCCGCUUCGGUGCAAUCGGUUCUGCUUCCAAUGCAGCACCAGCUAUUGGGAUGCGUGCUGCCACGCCCGUUUUGGUUGACCGGCAGACGGCAAUGCCACGCAGACAGACGACUAGGCGUACUGGAGAGCCCCUCGGGAUGGUCCUUCAAUCGGCGGUGGCUGCGGCUUCAGGCAGCGGUAAGGCGGGAUCUGUGGUAGCCAAGCACAGGCAGGUUUCGACGCAAGUGAAGACGCAAGGAUGUCAGGCAACCAAGAAGAUUCCCGCAGUCAUUGUUUCGCCCCUCAAGGAUAAGCGCUUUCUGUGCGCGAAAUUACUGGGGGAUGAAAAGGCAAAGGGCCAAAAGUGGGAAACCAACUCGCUUAAAGCCAGUUUUAUCGAGGCCAUAUUCUGCUCCAUGCUGGCGGACGAAGAGCUAAUCCGGCUGCCCAGUGGUCUGCCCUGGCCAGUGAAUUUCUUGACGGUCACACAAGGGAUGUCCAAUGCAGUGGAGCCGUCAGGCAAUUUAAAACCAAAUGGCGAAGUACUGCUGUACCCCGUCAAACCCGUGGAGUUGAUGGAAAAAUUCUACAGGGGUUUCGCUAACUACAAAACUUGGAUGGGUAACCAGAACGUCCCAGCGGAAAUGACAGCCGAUAGGAGGGCAAUUGAAGGGUCUGUCGAGGGCAGCAGCUCGCCUGAUUUGAACGAUAUUCCCUAUGCUGAUUCCGGCUCGGAUGAUUUGGAAAGUGGUAAUAGUAAUCAGUCUGUGAAUGAAGCGGUCGAUGCUUCUGGUGCACCAGAGGAAAAGGCCAGCGAAUUGCCUGUCGAAGAAAAUGAUGAGGAUUUAGACGGAUUGGAGGAGGAAGAGGAGAGCUGCGAGGAUGAAAACGGUGACGAGGGCGAGGAAGCUUCGGGUUCCGAAUUCUCAGAGUCGGCUGUCAUGGCCGGCGGCCUUAUAGACAUGGUCAUGCAGGAGGAAUAGAAAGACAUCCAGGCAUCACUUGUAGAAAAUAUGUCUCGGUAUUUUCAUAAUUGCAAAUGUUGAAUUUUAGAAUAAACCAUAUGACCAUA